Messenger RNA from Menidia menidia (Atlantic silverside), 219 nucleotides. NCBI's taxonomy places the organism in Eukaryota, Metazoa, Chordata, Actinopteri, Atheriniformes, Atherinopsidae. The record is from the annotation of a GenBank genome assembly.
AUGACGGGGAGCAGGGAGGAGGAGAGGAGGAAACUGGCCGACAUCAUCAACCACUGGAACGCCAACCGGCUCGACCUGUUCGAGAUCAGCCGGCCCACGGAGGUAGGAGACCGGCCCGGGGCGGCCAGGGAAGGCCGCGGACCCGCCGGGGCCUCCGCCCGGGGGGGGGAAACAACACCGGGGAAUCCGCUGGUUCAUACCCGGGUUGGAAAUGUUUGA